Messenger RNA from Phycodurus eques (leafy seadragon), 7979 nucleotides. RefSeq names its product glutamate receptor, ionotropic, N-methyl D-aspartate 2A, b (gene grin2ab). The record is from RefSeq and is a predicted model, not a curated record. Gene Ontology annotation, biological process: long-term synaptic potentiation; synaptic transmission, glutamatergic; monoatomic ion transport. The coding region runs from base 447 to 5108 and encodes 1553 amino acids. Gene Ontology annotation, molecular function: transmitter-gated monoatomic ion channel activity involved in regulation of postsynaptic membrane potential; NMDA glutamate receptor activity. The transcript has 20 exons. Lineage: Eukaryota; Metazoa; Chordata; Actinopteri; Syngnathiformes; Syngnathidae. Gene Ontology annotation, cellular component: plasma membrane; postsynaptic density membrane; NMDA selective glutamate receptor complex.
CGCGGAGGAGGACAGAAAAAGAAGAGGAGGAGGAGGAGGCUGUCCACGGGCUCUCACACUGCGGAACGCGCGCGGAGUUGCCUGGAGAUCCCCCCAUACAAAAUAUCGGCGGAUCCUUCCACCGCCUGCACCUCCCCGCGCGUGGAGUGGACAUUUGACUCCAUCUGGAGGAAGGGGAUUAAGCACCUGAGCUCCAGGAAGGUGGCCGUGGCCGGUGGGGGUCUUCACGGACACGACAGGUGGAUUAAUCCGAGCGUGUGGUUUUCAUUUCUGGGUGGAGGUGCUUCUGGUGCGUGCGUGUUUUCCCAUCCACUUCUUUCCCUCUGAUGGAGGCGCGAUUAAUGGAUUAAUUUCACGGGGGUAGGGGGGGGGGGGAUUCACCCCUUGGAGAGCACCCGAAUGGAGUAACACGCUGCAAUGUCAUCUCCACCCGGCCGCCUGGAGAGAUGUGUCACGGGAAUGGGAUCAAGUUGAAAUACUUUGGCACCAGGAGGAAGGAAGAGGAUAGGGAGCCGGAGAAGAGGCGCGAUGGCCGGCCAAGGCGACGGCGACGCGCGGGUCAGGGAAGCGGCGGCGGUGGCGCGCACGCUCACGGACCCGCGAGACGAAGGCGCAAAACGCUCUUUGUGACAGCCAAGGGUACGAUGUGUGCAGUGUUGCGGAUACUGCUCCUCCUCUCCCAUUGGGCAUCGCUGGCCGCUUCCCAGAAGCCCCCGGGGCUCAGCGUGGGCGUGGUGAUGGGCCAGACCCAGCUGGUCACGGACCAGGAGCUGCAUCCCCCCCGGAGGCCCGACGACGCCCUAGACGUAUCGGUGGUACCUUUGAGGGUCAACCAGACUGACCCCAAGUCUAUCAUCACAGAGGUAUGCGAGCUGCUGUCACGUUCUCGCCUGCACGGCAUCGUGUUCGCUGACGGCACUGACCAGGAGGCCAUCGCUCAGAUCCUGGACUUCUUGUCCGUCCAGACCCAACUUCCUGUGCUGGGCGUGCACGGAGGCUCUUCCAUGAUCAUGGCCGACAAGGAUGAGAAGUCAACCUUCUUCCAGUUCGGUGCUGCUCUACAACAGGAGGCUCUCCUCAUGCUGGCCAUCAUGGAGGAGUAUGACUGGCACAUCUUCUCCAUAGUCACCUCCAAGUUCCCUGGGUACCAGGACUUCAUCAGCACCCUCAGGAUCACCGUGGACCACAGCUUUGUACGCUGGGACCUCCAGAGCGUGGUGACUCUGGAUGCCGUAGACGGAGACCCCAACUCCAAGUCUCACAUCGCCCUCAAGAGGAUCCAGAGUCCUGUCAUCCUGCUGUACUGUUCCAAGGAUGAGGCUGUCUACAUCCUGGAGGAGGCACGCUCAUUGGGCCUGAUCGGAGCUGGUUACAUCUGGAUUGUGUCCAGUCUCACCACGGGAAACCCAGACUUUACCCCAGAGGCAUUUCCUCUGGGCAUGAUCUCUGUGUCCUACGACGACUGGGAGUACCCACUGGAGACACGGGUGCGGGACGGCGUGGGCAUCAUCUCGUCGGCCGCUACCGCCAUGCUGCGGGAGAAGGGCGAGCUGCCCGAAGCCCAGGGCAGCUGCUACAGCACGCCGUCGGACCGCAGCCCGGGCAAGCUGCCGCCCAGCGCCCUGCGCAGACACAUGAUGCACGUGUGGAACGAUGGCAGAGAUUUGUCCUUCACGGCCGACGGUUACCAGGCCAACCCCAAGCUGGUCGUCAUCGUCUUGAACAGUGAGAGGACGUGGGAGAAGAUGGGUCGCUGGGAGAACGGCACGCUGUCAUUGAUGUUCGCUGUAUGGCCGCGCUACAACUCGCAUGGCGACGAGGACGCCGAUGAGAACCACCUGUCCAUCGUUACUCUGGAGGAGAAACCCUUUGUCAUUGUGGACAACGUGGACAUCCUCACUGGGACCUGCAUGAGGAACUCUGUGCCCUGUCGCAAACACGUCAAAGAUAACAGCACAUCAGGGGGCUCGUACAUCAAGCACUGCUGCAAGGGCUUCUGCAUCGACAUCCUCAAGAAGAUCGCCCGCAACGUUAAGUUCACUUAUGACCUCUACCUGGUCACCAACGGAAAACACGGCAAGAAGAUCAACAACGUGUGGAACGGCAUGGUAGGAGAGGUGGUGUACAAGAAAGCCGCCAUGGCCGUGGGCUCUCUGACCAUCAACGAGGAGAGGUCAGAGGUCAUCGACUUCUCCGUGCCCUUCGUGGAGACGGGCAUCAGCGUCAUGGUGUCGCGCAGCAACGGCACCGUCUCACCUUCUGCCUUCCUCGAGCCCUUCAGUGCGUCUGUUUGGGUGAUGAUGUUUGUGAUGCUGCUCAUCGUCACGGCUAUCGCUGUCUUCCUAUUCGAAUUUGUCUCUCCGUUGGGCUUCAACCGCAACUUGGCCCAAGGCAAAGACCCUCACGGUCCGUCGUUCACCAUCGGCAAGGCGAUCUGGCUGCUGUGGGGUCUGGUGUUCAACAACUCGGUGCCCGUGCAGAACCCCAAAGGCACCACCAGCAAGUUCAUCGUGUCGGUGUGGGCCUUCUUCGCCGUCAUCUUCUUGGCCUCAUACACAGCCAACCUGGCCGCCUUCAUGAUCCAGGAGGAGUUUGUGGACCAGGUCACCGGACUCUCCGACAAGAAGUUUCAGAGUCCCUACUCUUACUCGCCGCCCUUCCGCUUCGGCACGGUUCCCAAUGGCAGCACGGAGCGCAACAUCCGCAAAAACUACCCGGACAUGCACCAGUACAUGACCAAGUACCACCAGAGUGGAGUGCAGGACGCCCUGGUCAGCCUCAAGACCGGGAAGCUAGACGCAUUCAUCUAUGACGCGGCGGUGCUCAACUACAUGGCGGGCCGAGACGACGGCUGCAAACUGGUGACAAUCGGCAGCGGCUACAUCUUCGCCACCACCGGAUACGGGAUCGCGCUGCAGAAGGGUUCCUACUGGAAGAGGCUGGUGGACCUCGCCAUCCUCGGCAUCAUCGGCGACGGCGAAAUGGAGGAACUGGAAGCGCAGUGGCUGACGGGCAUCUGCCACAACGAGAAGAACGAGGUGAUGUCCAGCCAGCUGGACGUGGACAACAUGGCGGGCGUCUUCUACAUGCUGGCCACAGCCAUGGGUCUGUCCAUCCUCACCUUCGUGUCAGAGCAUCUCUUCUACUGGCGACUGCGUUACUGCUUCACAGGCGUCUGCUCGGGACGCCCCGGCCUGCUCUUCACCAUCAGCAGGGGCAUCUGGAGCUGCAUCCACGGCGUGCAUAUCGACAUGAAGAAGAAGGCGCCAGAGCUGGACUUCAGCCCUCAGGCCAACAUGCUGCACCUGCUCAAGUCGGCCAAGUCCAUCGCCAUGGCGUCGCCCAAACGCAACACGGUGCUGCUGCAGCCCAGCAGCAUCCUCGAUGUCAUGACGGGAAAAGGUAACUCGCUGCAGAGCCUCACUCCAAAGGGUCCCGGUCUCUAUAGCAACGCCAGUGGUCCGCAGGCUUUCCUAUCUCUGUCCGGCCGCCACAAGAACCUCCUGAACAACGCGGCGCCUUUCCCGGCCCUGCAGAAGGCAUCCGCCCACCAGACCAGCCCCACCAACAAGCCACAGCUGUCCAUCACCAACGACAACGGCAAGACCUGCACCGGAGGCCCGCCAUCCAAACCCCGUGCCCUGUGGAAGAAAAGCGUGGAGACCCUGAAGACACAGCCCGGCGGGGCGGUCCCCAGCGGCGGCCCCAGCCCGACCGCAACCACCAUGGCACCCCCGGCUAUGAAGAGCCAGCGCUAUCUCCCCGAAGAGCCGCCGCCCCCGCCCCACUCAGACAUCUCAGAGUGCUCCAGCCGUCCCGCGUCACACAAAGACUCAGAUCCAAUGGCAGCGAGGAGCGGGUUCAAGUCUGUUAACCAGUUGAGAAAGAGGGGUGUUGGCGGAGGGGGCAGCAGCGGGUCCAAGAUCUACUCCAUCGACUCCGAUCAGGCCAGCCUGCAGUCAGGGCCACCCUACCAGCGUGACAGCCAUGGGGGUAGCGAUGAGCAGCCGUACCCGCCAGACGUGUUCUCCCCCGAUGGCACUUACUCGCACAAGGGGGAUGCACCCAUCCUGCAGUUGAGCGCCACCUUGCUGCACCACAGCCACAGCGCGGAGGCCGACCUGCACUCCAUGAAGGACAAGAAGUACAGCACCUAUGCUCACAGCAGUGCAAAGGAUAAGUCUAGCGGUUCCUUCGAGACCCCUGGUUCGGCCGUUGGCUCACAGGGCGUACGCCCAGGCUACUGCCGCUCCUGCCUGACAAAGCUAAGCAGCUACUCGGGCCUAUACACGGUGCGCCCCCCACAGGCCCGCUGUGACGCCUGCGCCCAUCUGGGCAACCUGUACGACAUCAGCGAGGACCACCUGAACUACUCUCAUGCCACCGACAUGUUCGCUCACUUCCUGCCCCAGAGCCAGCUGGGCAUGGUGGGUGAGGGCGAUGACCUGGUCAGCCACUUCGAGCCAGCACCCUGCUCGCCGUCUGCCCUGACCGCAGCUUCCUCACCUGUGGCGCAGCAUUUGCAACUGAGUCGCCAGCACUCGUACGAGAACGUGCUUCCGGAUGGUGUCACCCAACUGCGGGGCCUGAACCUAUCUGACAGGGACCGGGAGAUGACCCUGGAUGAGGGCGCCUACGCCAACGUGCUCACAAUGCGCUCAGACCGCCCCUUCAGUGGCCGUAGUCCCCCCUCACCGUCUCCCUCCCACCACCACAGCUUAGAUGCACCUCUGCCCCUGCCCCGCCGUUCCAAGAGCCUCUUCCCCGACCGGCCCUCGCACAAUCCCUUCCUCCAGUCGUCCCCCGGCACGGCGCAGCGGGAGUCAGCCGCUCACGCUCAUACCGUCACCCAGACCGCCACCCGACCAAUCUACAAGCAGCGCCUGCCGCUCUCACUCACCCUGGGCAACCACGGAGGCCACCACGCCAACCACCACGUGGACCAGCAGGUGUUCUACCCACAACAGGAGCCCCCCGUGGUGGCCUACAUGGUGCCGCCCGCCGCUGCCCAGCCCAUGAGCUACGUGACAGCGCCGCGAGCUUCCAGCGCCGGUGGCAACCGGCCCCGCCUAUACCGACGCAUGCCCAGCAUCGAAUCUGAUGUGUGAGACUCGCCAGUACCUGUCACUCACACACACACACACACACACACACAAUUCUGGACACACUGCCCCUCGCCCCUCUCACCAGCCUUCAUGGGAUAUGGGGAGCAACCAACCCUCUCCCCCCUCCGGCCCUCCAUUUUUUGUGUCUUGUAUGAGCACACACAGACCCACAACCCAGGAAUCGAACCUACGGACGGACUCCACAAUGGGGUGCGGCUGUGUGUUCCAGGGUCUAAACGCCCCAACACAUACAAACACACACAUUGGGAAAGACUGUUUGAUGAUGUUGAUGUCAGCCAAUUGAACAUUCCAAACAUGCGCGUACACGUACACACACACACACACACACACAUAUAUAGCAUUUAGCAUCCUAGCUUCCUUCCUCUCUUAGCUCCUAGCCUUCAGGUCACACACUUGCAUGCUUCCUUAAUGGCUCUGCGUGACACAUAUGCAGGGUCAUAUAUGCGUACAUGCACACAUAUGCACACACAUGCGUCCACACAAAGUGUGUGUAUGUCUGUCGAUGCAGUGAGUUAGUUUAGCCUUUGUGCACUUUGUACAUUUUCUAACCUGCCACCAAACACAAACCAAAAACAAACACUUUUUGAUACUCACACAAUUCGCUGGAGUUGAUGUUUUUCUCUUUCUUUUCUUUUUUUUUGGGGGGGGGGGCUGUGGCGGCGAGUGUUAGCUAACGAGUACAGUGUCAUAUUCCUUUUUAGCAGCUUCAUUCUUACACGUGCGUGCGAAUGUGCGUAGGCCUGGUAGAGUUAUAGAUUAGCUGUGGAUUCAAAAGUCACUAUUUUUCAAAAAUAUUUUCACUUCGAGUCUCAAUGGAAAGGUCCCGCAAGAUGAACGCACACAUACUGUACAUCACAUGGAUUUUUUCAAAAAAUAACACUGUGUCGGAGCCUAGGAUCACGUGGAUGGUUUACACGCACACAAACAGACACCCGCGCACACACAGACAGCUGUGUCCCAAUUGAGGGUCUGAGGGUAUGGCCUACGUGAACUUGUGAGGUGAAAAAAAAAAAAAAGGUGAAAGAAGACUUUGUGUGGUGUGACGAUGUCAUGUGUCUUCAAAUCCAUCCUUCAGAGGCUGUAUUUGAUUUGAAAUAGCCUACACAUGGUGUUAAGAUGCCAACUGCCAUCAAAUGUAAACUCUGAAGGAUGCAUUUAAAAAAGGGUUUUUCAGUUAGGACAACCUUGGCAUGGUGUUAUGAAUUCAUUGUGCCUUCAAAUGCAGCCUUGAAGGAUGUAUUUCAAGGAGCCCAUGAUUUGGGACAACGUUUGCGUGGUGUUAUGACAUUACUUACAAAUGCGUCAUUUAGAGGCUGCGUUUGAUUUAGGACAGCCUUGAUGUGGCAUUAUGAUGCCUUCAAAUGUGUACUCCUUAAGUUGUAUGUAAAAAAGCCUUUAAUUGGGGAUAGGCUUUGUGCCGUGUCAUGAUGCCAUCCUUAGGAGGCAAUUUGAAGGAGCCUUCUGAUAGUACAACCUUCAUGUGAUGUUUGAUUACAUAAUCAACUGUCAAACGCAGCCUCCUCAGGAUGCCUGUAAUUAGGCCGUCUGCCUUCAAAUGCAAACUCACAGUGAUGUAUUUAAAGGAGAAAUCCAGUCAAGACAGCCUACGCAUGGUGUUAAGAUGUCAUAUGCCUUCAAACAUCUUCCUUCAAAUGUGCCCUUCAAAGGCUUCACUUGAAUUUGGGACAGCAUUUGCAUACCAUUAUGGUGUUGUGGGCCUUGAGAUGUGGCCUGCUAAGGAUUUGUUCGAAGAAGCCUUUGGUUUGGGACAGCCUCAGCAUAGUUCUUCAAAUGCAGCAUUCUUCCAAUUCCGACAAUGUUCGCAUGGUUUUACAACAUGAUAAACCUUCAAAUGCAACCUCUGUAGGAUGCAUUGAAAGUAACUCGUGAUUUGGGUCAACCUUUGUGUGGUGUUAUGACAUCAACCUUAGAUUAGGGGCAACCUUUACUUGGCGUAACAAUGUCAUCAGCCUUCAAAUGCAGCCUUCUUCCAAUUAGAACAACCUUCUCAAGGUGUCAUCUGCCUUGAAAUGCACCCUGCAAAGGAUGCUGCCCCUCAGUAGGGACACAGCUACAAGACUGGACCAGCUGACAAUAUACAUAUACAGUAUACAUUUAACUUGAAUGAGGACAUUUGAGGGUGUGAACCAGAAUUUUGAUGUCAAAAGCUGUUUCCCCCUCUCUUAAGCUCACAGACACACACGCACACACACACACACACACAUAUUGUUGUGUACGAUCUCAUGUCGUGGCUGCACACAUCCAAAAUGGCCUCGUGUGAGUAAUAUGCACAAUAUCAGGUUGCAAUAGUAUUACAGUUAUGUACAGGCAUUUUUAGUUGUUUUGGUUUGGUUGGAUUUGAAGGUUACUGAUGCUUCAUUUCAAUGGCAACUUUCUAUUCUUAUGAUGAUAAACUGGCAUGUUUUAGAUUCUGGUGUGAGCGUUUUUUGAUUUAUUUGAUUUGGAUUCCUGCUGUGAUGUCAGUGGUAGUUCGGCACUUGGGAAUCAAUGAGGAGUGCGCGGUUCCAAGUCCGCCCACCAGGUUCUCUUUCACUACGAGUCUGUGCUGUUUCACCUCCUGUGUGCGUGUGUGCGUGAGUGUGUGUGUUUUACACGAGCAGGCAUUUAUGUAAGACAAUGGAUGAAGUUUGUGUGUGUGUGCGUGUGCCUACUUUUCUGUUCUGUUCUUCCCUUCAUCCCACUCGUAACAUUUGACCCACUCAUGUAACACAACACACACACACACCACUUACUCUGUGUGUGUGUGCGUGUGUUUUGUACCAUCACUGGAGAUUUUUACACUUGUUUUUUUUUUUUUUUUUUUUUUUUUUUACUUGCAUGACUGUGCUCGUG